This is a messenger RNA of Helianthus annuus (common sunflower), 953 nucleotides long. RefSeq lists its product as uncharacterized. NCBI's taxonomy places the organism in Eukaryota, Viridiplantae, Streptophyta, Magnoliopsida, Asterales, Asteraceae. Gene Ontology annotation, molecular function: zinc ion binding; nucleic acid binding. The transcript is spliced from 2 exons. The coding region runs from base 11 to 691 and encodes 226 amino acids. The record is from RefSeq and is a predicted model, not a curated record.
UGAAGCCCUAAUGUCUGGGGAAUUGAGGAAGGAGAUGUUUACUGCCGAAGACAUGUAUCAGGUUGAUCCAGAUGAUAUGGAAGAAAUGGAUCUGAAAUGGCAAAUGGCCAUGAUCACUCUGAGAUUGAAGAAGUUUCAAGACAAGACAGGCAAGCGAUUAGGUCUUGGAAAAGCUGGUUUUGACAAGUCUAAGCUGAGGUGCUACAACUGUAAGAAUCUUGGACACUUCAAGCGUGACUGUCCGAUGUUGAAAGAGGGAAACAGUGAAGCUACUCCUGCUGCUAAACAGAUCACUGCCGAAGAGAACAAAAGCAACGCUUCUCCCAGCACGCCGAAGGCUUUGGUUGUUGAAGACUAUGACUGGAGCGAAGAGAUCACUGAAGCUAAGGAACAAGUCAACAAAGCACUGAUGGCCAAAAUCUCUAGUGAAUCAUCUGCAAAGCACUUUGAGAAGCAGACAACGGGAAUCCCAACUGGAAACAAUGAUGCUGACCAGGGAUUGAAAGGUAUUCUGCCUUCAGUGGAGUCUGGUGAUAAAGCUGAAAAAGAUGCUGAGAAAGGAAAGGAUAAAGUUCAAGCUACAGCCAUGAAAGCAGAUGCAUCAAAAGAGAAGGCUGACAAAGACUUGAUUCCAUUGAGUGUAAAGAAGAUGUGUGCGAUGAUGAUGGAGACUGCGGAGGGUCAAAAAUAGGAAUUGGUUAUUCAGGCGACAGUUAUUCCACCGUUAACUGGUUCGUCUGGAAUUGUUCUAAAAACAAUGUUAAGGAUGAAUGUAAUAGUUUAAGUAGGAUGGAUGACUGUAAUGGCCAAGUGCCUAAAACUAAAUCUGUGGAUGACUGUAAGGGCCAUGUGCCUACAUUUGAGACCCGUGAUCAUGAACCUUAUGUGUCUGAAUGUCAUGGUUUGAAUUAUGCGUGUCGUGAUGAUAAUGUUGCUUGUGAAUCUCCUGUAUU